This is a messenger RNA of Bacidia gigantensis, 1857 nucleotides long. RefSeq lists its product as uncharacterized. The transcript has 3 exons. Gene Ontology annotation, biological process: transmembrane transport; carbohydrate transport. Gene Ontology annotation, molecular function: carbohydrate:proton symporter activity. Lineage: Eukaryota; Fungi; Ascomycota; Lecanoromycetes; Lecanorales; Ramalinaceae. Gene Ontology annotation, cellular component: membrane. The record is from RefSeq and is a predicted model, not a curated record. The coding region runs from base 1 to 1857 and encodes 618 amino acids.
AUGGCCAGGAAUGAGUCCGUCAAAUUCGACGCCCAAGUAUCUCCUAGAAAUGAGAAAGAAGUUCCUAAAGAGUCGAGCCCCGACUCCGUUUCCGAACUCAAGGGCAAGGAGUUUGAUGAUGUUGAUAACAUCAAUUACGCCGAGCCAUGGAAGUUCGAAAGGUGGUUCAUCGGUGGAUACAGCCAAAAGCGGAUGCUCAAAUUCAAGAAUCCUGCCAAUAUGUACAAAGCCAUCAAUUUGUUCGCUGGUGUAGCUAUCAUGUUUUACGGCUACGAUCAAGGUGUCAUGUCCCAGGUCAACCUAAAUGAGGACUACUGGAAUAUAAUGGGUAUCAACUCUCCAAAGGAAGGACCCCGCAAAUCUCGUAACGUCGCUGCUGAAGGCGGUAUUGUCUCGGUCUACUAUGCUGGAACUCUGGUCGGUGCACUUAUUGCUGGGUCACUUGCGGAUCGAUGUGGCAGAAUCAAAGCCGUGGUCUUUGGUUCAAUGUGGGCAUUGCUCGGUGCGGUACUCCAAGCUUCGGCAUACAACAUUGCAUGGAUGUGCUGUGCGAGAGUCAUUGCUGGUGUGGGCGUAGGAGCUCUGGAUUGUGUGAUACCAGUGUGGAGUGCAGAAAAUUCUACUCAUUCGGCCAGAGGUGCCUUUUUGGCCAUUGAAUUUUUUAUGAACAUUGGCGGUCUAGCCCUCGCUUACUGGAUUGAAUACUUUGCCUAUCUAAAUCCAAACAAAGCCAUGGCAUGGCGAACACCCCUCGCUCUCCAAAUCAUAUUCAUCAUUAUCAUCGGAAUCGGCAUCAACUUCUUCCCAGAAUCACCCCGUUGGCUGAUGAAAGUCGGCCGUGAAGAGGAAGCUCGUCUCGUCCUCAAGGCUACUCGUUCAGGUGAUAUUGAGUAUGAAGCCAUAUCCAUCAAAAAGGUCGUCAAAUACGAGAUCGAGACCUCUUCUGCGAACCAUUACUGGGCUAUGCUCUUUCCCAAGGACAAGUACUCUCGUCAGCUUCGAUUUCGCGUCUUCCUCGCCGUAUGGCUGCAAAUCAUGCAAGAACUCGUCGGCAUCGGUGUCAUCACCGUCUACGCCGUCGAUCUAUUCUCCAAUGCCGGGUUCAGUGACAAUCUCUCUAAGCUUCUUGCAGGUUUCAACAACAUCUCCUACAUGUUUUCCGUCAUCUUCGCCGUCUAUACCUUAGACCGCUUCGGGCGCCGCUCAACCAUGGUCUGGGGCGCUGUUGGCAUGGCACUGAUCCUUCUUGUGGCUGGUAUCCUCGACAAAUACGCUCAGAUAAAGGGCCCAAAUCAGCGUGCAUACGGGGCCGGUGUUGCAACCUUCACUUUCCUCUACACCGCCACAUUCGGAGCGACAUGGCUCACGACGCCCUGGCUCUACCCUACUGAGAUAUUCCCCUUGAACGUCCGUGCAAAGGGAGGAGCCUGGUCUGUCGUCGGCUGGUCAAUCGGUAACGGCAUUAUCACCAUGAUCACCCCUUUCCUCUUCCAAGCCAUCUCCUACGGUACCCUACUCCUGCUCUUCGGAUUGAACAUCUUCUGUAUUCCAUUCGUAAUCUUCUUGUACCCCGAGACCGCUGGACGAUCCCUCGAGCAAAUGGAUACUUUCUUCGAGAAUGGUGGUGGGAAUUGGAAUGUUUUCAAGGCCAGUCAUAAUAUCCGAGAUGCAGAGAUUGAUGAUUGGAGGUGGACCAAGAAGAUGCAUUCGGAGGGUCAGAAGGAACUGGAGGCAGGGAGAAGGAUGAGUUCCGCGGUUCAGUUGCCGGAAGAGAUGGAGAAGGAUUCGAAAUGUGAUUGGAAGAAGAGGCCGGCGUACACAUUGAGGAGGAAGGCUAGUCUUGCUGGGCUGAUGUAG